This is a messenger RNA of Etheostoma spectabile (orangethroat darter), 2038 nucleotides long. Its product is annotated as guanylyl cyclase inhibitory protein. The record is from RefSeq and is a predicted model, not a curated record. The coding region runs from base 1253 to 1954 and encodes 233 amino acids. Gene Ontology annotation, molecular function: calcium ion binding. NCBI's taxonomy places the organism in Eukaryota, Metazoa, Chordata, Actinopteri, Perciformes, Percidae. The transcript is spliced from 5 exons.
UUUGUUUUUUUAAAUAUUUCAUUAAGACUAGGCUAGGAAGUUAAGACAGACUGGUGACAGCCAGUCAGCUGUCACUGCACAGGAGGAAGGACAUUAGCCUUCUUAUAUUGGGCUGUUGUGGAGCUUGUUACUGCCUCAAUUCUACCACUUCCUGCCACUUUAUGAUUUCAUUAUUGUUUGAUUUUUAGUCCCCGGUGGAAUCACUUACUGUAUAUAGAUAGAUAUCCUUUGUUAUUAGACUCACGGUCCCUUUGGAGAAAAAAAAAAGAAAAAAGAUGGAGAUACACAAGACAGACACCAAUUAAACCAGACAGCUAUACCAGUAAUCCCAUAAGGGUGACUGGUAUCGCAAAGCACUGAACCUCAGGUCAAUCAGAUGUGAAAUGACAAGAGUUACAACAAGAAUUCAGACGACCAAUAUAUUCAUACAUCAGAUUCCUCAGUAAAGGAGAGAAUGUAAUAACUCCUGCUUGACAGAACAAUUCACUUGCACUACACCACCUACGUUUCCUGAGUAGAAUGCGCAAGCAGUCAUUAUAAGCAACCCGCAGCUUAUUGAAGCUUGCCUUUUUGAACAUGACCCACAAGGGGGCAGUGUAAAAAGCAGUACAAUAUGCUUUAAAGAGGUUUAUUUUGACAGUAUCAGAACACCAAGAGAACUUCCUGGCAAGCAUGUUAGCUUGUGGUAAUAUAACAUGCAACGCUGCCUAUACAUUUCCUCAUCAUCUGACAUUUGGUCUGUUAAGAUGUGACCCAAAUACUAAAUUUUACAACCAACAGUUAGCCCUCGCCCAGCCAGAUGGAAAGAUGGCAAAAUAAGGUCCUUCUCCUCUUUCACUCUACAGAUCAUAUUUCACAUUAAAUUCAACACCAUAAUUGGGACAUAUAUUACAACACCUCCUGAAACCCCGCACUGCUAGGAGAGACAACAGUCAAGUCAUCAGUAUACAUGAGAUGAGUCUACUGCUGCUGUACUAUCAACACAUCUGGGCUGUCAUCCCAGGUUGUCAGGUUGUUAAUAAAUAUUAGUUUACUAUACUUCUCAACAAAGGAACUUUGGGGCAUAUUUUCAUAUAUUUGGAUUGAACAGAAGGACAGUAAGCACACUUUGUGAACAGUCAAACUGAAUUGUAAAGGUUUUAUCAAACUCGAGUCACUUUUCAUUCUGCUGAUUUCAUCCUUCAUUAAGUAAUUACAUUUGCCUCCUACUUACACCCCCCCCCUCGAGGAGAUUAGCGUUGUUAUUUUACAAAUGUGGUACGUGGUGGUUUGUGCAAUUAGGAAAGCAUGGCAUAAGCUGGGAUUUGUUGUGUAUAUAAAGUCAGUGGUGAAUCCAGAGCUAUUGCUCCUUUACAGAAUGGGCCAAGCUGCUACUCUGCCCUGUAGUGGAGGGGGAUCUUAUGUCACUGAGCUGUACGAUUGGUUCAGAACGUUUAUUAAUGAAUGUCCAAGUGGGUUGAUCACUCUACAUGAGUUUCAAAGGCAUUUCUGCAAUGGAACAGUGGGCAAUGAGUCUGCCGAGUAUGCAGAGGAGAUAUUCCGCACAUUGGACAAUAAUGGGGAUGGGGUGGUUGAUUUCAGGGAGUAUGUUAUGGCCAUCAGCAUGCUUAUUGAAGGUUCUGCUGUGGAGAAGCUGCGGUGGUCAUUUAAGCUCUAUGACAAAGAUGGAGACGGAGCAAUCACAAGGGAGGAAAUGCUGGAGAUUACGCAGGCUGUGUAUAAGAUGAAUGUAGCCGCUGCUUUAACCAAACCCAACCCACUGACCGCUGAAGAAUGUACCAACAGGAUAUUUAUGCGAUUAGAUAAAGACAAUAACGCCAUCAUCAGUCUGGAGGAGUUCACAGAGGGAGCGCUGAAUGAUGAUUGGAUCAGGGAAAUGCUGGAAUGUGAUCCAAGCACUGUGAAGGUGGAAAGGCCCCUGAGUAGGGACAGCGCUUUGGGGACCCAUGGUUGACCUGAAUGGGGGCAUUCUAUUCACUGGGAGCAGAGAAAUUAACCAGUCAAUGUUUGGAUUGGAAAUUUCCAGGAAUUGUUGCGG